Molecule: messenger RNA, 6253 nt
Organism: Varanus komodoensis (Komodo dragon)
Lineage: Eukaryota; Metazoa; Chordata; Lepidosauria; Squamata; Varanidae
Gene: UBE3D
Product: ubiquitin protein ligase E3D
Exons: 11
Coding region: 49-1242 (397 amino acids)
Biological process (GO): protein polyubiquitination; protein monoubiquitination; proteasome-mediated ubiquitin-dependent protein catabolic process
Cellular component (GO): ubiquitin ligase complex; cytosol; nucleus
Molecular function (GO): cyclin binding; ubiquitin protein ligase activity; ubiquitin conjugating enzyme binding
Source: RefSeq, a predicted model, not a curated record
GCACUUGCUUGCUCUCGGCUCGACGCCUCCCUUCCAGACAUUCCCGUGAUGGACGGCGCAGUGUUCCUGGAGAUCAGAGAGAGGACGCAGAGCGGUUUGCUGAUCAUCCGUCAAUUAAAGCCGGAAAGCUGGCCUGCUGAUAUUACAGUGCUGCCAUCAUUGCUAGAGCUAAAGAGUGGCGGAGGCUCCAAGUCAAUCCCCCUUCCACCAGAGGUCAGGAUUGUUCCUUCUUCCUGCCGAGGACUACAAUAUGUGCCUGGGGAUGGCUUACAUAUGAGACUGCGCGUUCAAGCAGAUUGCAGUAAAAAACUGAUGCCAUCUGUUCACAAGAGCCUUAAAUCUAAGAUGAGUUGCACUCUUUAUUGUCAGUCUUGUGGCAACAGUAUAAUACCUGGUUGGACAUUUCUUCGGGUUCUCUCCCUUCCUGAUGAGAACUGGAGUGAUUUGGUGGAGGAAUGGUGUUGUCAUGCCAACCCCUUCCAUGAGAGCCUGCUUCACCCACAAAAUGGCGACUGUUUUCUUGCACACAAUUACUUCCUGGUCAAUUCAGGAGAAGAGUUGACUGGGCCAGGAGCUGAAGUCCUUCCCCCGGAGUCUCAGGAUGCUGGUUCUCCCAGUAGCAGUUGUAUUUCGAAUUCAAAGACAGAUAGCAGAAUAAUUUGCAAGCGCUGCAAGACAUUGUUGGGAGAGGUUAUGUCCUCAGGUGUCGCAAAGUACUAUUUCACUGAACUAUUUGUUCAGCCAUCUGAAGAUGUUAUCAACAUGAUACCAAGGUCUGAUUUUAUACAGAGUGUUGUAGCCCAGUGCCUUGUAGAGCUGUCUGCUGCAAGAAGCACAUUUAGGUUCAGCAUACAAGCAACCGAUGGGACAGUCUACAUCUUGGUGUGGCUGCUGAAUUCUGAUACACUGUUGAUGGAAUCUGCAGGAAAUUUGGAAUCCAGUAAUGUUUUUACAUUACUUGAGUCGACUACAUCAUCUGAUUCAAGGUCAUCAGAGAUUUGGAAAGCUAUUAAGGUUCUUUACCAUCCGUGCAUUAAAAACAGAAAUAAGGACCUUGUUGAUGCAUGGGAAAAUGACUUUGGAGUACAUCCUCUGACAUUUCCAUCAAAAACCUGUUUGGAACUGCUGCUGAUACUGUCUCAGAGUAAUGCUUCGCUGCCACCUUCUCUUCGCAGGAUGGAUUUUUUCCAGGUCUACUGUUUGACAAGAAGCAGAAAAAGAAUUUGCAGGUUGCAUUUUUGAAGAUGUAAAGGAAUUUAUGAUUUGAAAAAUCCUCUCAAGUUAAAUUUCAGCUAUAAAGAACUGUGGAAUGAAGACUUCAAAUCUUUCUAAAAUGCAAUGCAGAGCCAGAGAAAACAUCCCACCAGCAAGAACAAUCAAAAUUGUAUAUUUAACUUGUUGUUUGACUCUGGAGUUUUGAGAUCUUCAAAGAAUGUGUCAGAGGCAAGUUCCUUAAGCAGGGAUGCCUACUGUUGCAGAUCAGGCAUUCAGAGAGCAACUUAAUUUGUUGCAUUAGGAGUCUGAGAUCCAUGGAAGGUAAUGCCUUGCUAAUUUCCCAAAGAGAAAUCAGUUAUCUGCUGCAAUGACUUCAGCUUUAAAAAGAAGGAACUGACAGUGGCUGCUUUCCUUUUUCUGAAAAAAAAGUGAGCAUGAAGAACUGUUUGUUGAAUAUUGCAGUGUCCAAGUAAUAAAUUAAUUUUGCAGUUUUAGUGUAAGUUCUGAACCAUGAUUGUAUAGAAGAACCUAAUAUGUUUUAGCUGUUUUUCUUACAAAGUUCUUGCAAGGCAAGAUUGGUUAAGGGCUCCUGCCUCCUGUAUGCAUGCCUUGCACACCAUUUCAUUCUUCAGCACUUGACGUUUAAAUGUAUAAGCUGACUCCAGUGAAAAGCACUGAGGAGAUAUGAAAGUGAUAGAAACUGAGCAGUGUGCAGUGGCUUGGAGAAGCAGCAGACGCUCAGUGUAAUGGAUUUAUUAAGAACUGCAGAAGGGAGAGGGUCUUGCCAAGAACUCAAGAGAUGAAGAAGGCAUCCCUGGGACUAGGGUAUGCAUGGAAUCUUGCGUGAUGUGUGCUGCAGAGCUGUGCAACUACCAUAUUCAUAAGUAUGGAAUGGUGGCCAAGGCUGCCCUUGUUUACUAAUCCAAAUGCUUUAUCCUUUGGAUAAAGAGCAGCUGCUAAGCCAGACUGUGUCUAAGGGCUGAAAUACGUUUUGUGCUUUGAAAACAAUAUAUAUUGUGUUGUAGAGCAAUCCAGUGUCAGCACAUCCUCUGGGGGCAGGUAGCAGCACUGCCAUUACUGGGCAUCCUGCUGCCUGGAUUUUGCCCAGACUGCCCUUGGCUCUGUUUUGCAUGGGGACCAGUGCACUACCCAGUUGAAAUGGAAAAUACCUGUCAUGAAAGUGAUGGCCAGUUGACCCAUGCAAAAAUGCCAGUACACAGAGAGCAAGGGUGGAAAAACACAACCCCUGUGGGCUGCGCACACCCCUCUGCCCUCCACCCAAUAAUAAAAAGCUGCCUUGAAUGCCAUGUCUUGGUAGUAAGGUGGGGUGUAACUAAAUCAAUCAAUAUUUUCCAGUGGCACCUGGACCAGCCAUUUUGACCCCCCUUUUGACCCCUUUAAUGUUCUGGAUGCCCCUUUCCUUCCUCCUCUUGACAUAUGGGGGAAGUUCAGCCCACAGUUUGAUUUGCCUGAAAUGGCCUUGGCACCUUCCACAGUUGCUCAGCCCUGACUUAAAGAGCUAAAACAGUGUGUACCCAGAUCCAUACUAAAUGUGCUCAGUAAUCAUUCCUAUUAAAAUGGUUAAGGACUGAAGCAUUAAAUUAAGAUGGCAUUUUUUAAUGUACAAAAUUGUGUCCUGGAGCUUGGCAGAGAAUUUAGAAAACGUUUCCUGAAAGUUUUACUUUAUAUCAGCCCUGUACAAAGGCGAACAUAAACAGCAAUUUCAUCGCAGUCUGAACAGGCUGUUUGCUCAGAUUACCAGGCUUGCCCUUUAAUAGACUUUGAUUUAUGUAGUCCUAAUAAGAGCAGAGCAGUCAAAGGUCUUUAUCUGAGUGUUGAAAAGAAAACAGAUAUGGGACAAUUUACAGCUUGUGCUUGGCUGCAAAAGGGGAGGGGGCAGGGGCAGGGAAGAGGUCUUUCACCAAAUGGCUGAAGAAUUAUAUCUCAGGCUGAUGAAAGGGCACUAAAUUAGGAGAGGUUAACAUGGUAUCUUAAAGGAGAAACUUGAGUUGCUGUUGUAGCUCAUUCUUACUAAUUAUUAAAAACUUGGCUUUUCAGGCUGUGAUUUACAAAUGGAGAUUGACUGUUAGGCGUUCUGGUCUUCAAUUUGCAAAAGAAAAUGUCCAUUCCCUUCUUACAAAGGGAUCUCUAGUAGAACUGGCAUUUUGGCAGUUCUCUGUUGACUAGCCAGAUAAGUCAUGGAGAAUCCCACUAAUUUGCCAUUAUUCAGAAACAGGAGGAAGUUGCAAAAUUAAUUUACCAGUUUUCUUGAAGGAAACCAAUUACUGACCUUCUCCAGAUAUUUUAAGGAUUUUCCAGGGUCUCUGAAAAGUGCUUUGACAUUUAUUUGCAAAUAUAAUAAUCAUAAUGUUUUUGAAUGGUUGUGUGUGCGCACACAAAACCCAGUAAGAUUAAACCUUAAAAUCCAUGUGUAAGGCUGUGAAGAGAAGCACCUGCAUUCACAAGGCUUUUCAUAAUUUUCCAUUGUCAUUCCCUAAUGUUCUAAUUUUUAAACUGUGGAAAGAAAGCAAAGCUUUGUUUCUUUGAAGGUGGUGGUAUGGGGGGAUCUUACUUUCAAGAUGUCUCACUAUACUUUGUGGGACAAAUAUAUCCAGACUUAUCAAUUGUAGAUCCAAAGGUGCUCUUAAGAAAAUAUAGCAGUAAGAGGCUUUAACUGUACUUCAGGUACUAUAUGGGCAACAGUGAUUGUCUGUACAUUUGCCCCUACUUCACUGGAGAACCACAUACACAUAUCAGGUCUACAUAUGCCUCUUGGUACAUACAGGAGCCUAUAAAUGGCAAAAACCCAAGCAACUGACCUUUCAGGAUGGAGUGUCAGGGAAGGAAAGUGUCGUGCUGUUGCUGCUUCUCUGCCAAACCAAAGGGUUUUAGAUUACCUGUGUAUGUAAUUGGAUCACAUUUUUUAAUGUUGCGGCAUUUAUGUAAUGUAAUUUAAUAAAUCUAAGGAUAUUUUUCAAUAAUGAAUACUCAAGGCAAUUUACAAAUCCAAAGAUCAAAAUAUAGAAAUACGAAAUAUAUUUCAAAACUGGGAACUAAUGAUAAACAUAGAUAAUACAUUGAAAGCUCAGCUGGUGGAGACAAAGAAUUCUAAGUGAUAGGUUAAAAGCACUUACAUGUCACUCUGUUCCCUCUCCAAAUGGACAACUUUAUCAGGAAGUGUAACCCUAAGAUAAGUGUUUAAAAUAAUAAAAAAAUACACUAGUUUGGAUAAAACAGACAUAUUAGGACAAUGUGACCUAAAAAGAUACUGGAUAACCUGAUAAGAUGUUAGAAAAUAGUUUUUGGUAACAAAUAGCAAAAAUAAAACUACUUGGAAAUUAAAGGCAAUAAUAGCAAGAUAUACCCAGUACCCCAGUUAUGAAUGUCUGAGUUAAGAACAAUUCCUACUUACGAAUGGGCAAAUCUGGAAGUACCACCUCUUCCUUGAAAAGGAAGGGAGGGAGGAAAGGGAAGAAAGAGGGAAAAGGCAGUGAGCAGCAAAGUCUUAACUAGUUCCAAGUGAUGGUGGAACUAAGGUAGUUUUUCAUGCCCAUGAAAAAUUAGCAUAUCCAAGCCAGUGUGUUUCAGAUCAUGUAUCGUAAGUGUUGCCUUCUGUAGCUCUGCACUGCAUCUGGUUUGCAACCAUGCUUCCCAAGCAUAAAUCUGAUGCAAGUGCAGGUGAUGCAUUGAAGCAAAGCAAACGCAGUCAAAACUAAUGUAGGAAUAACAAAGCAGUCAGAGAAAAGUAAGAGGCCAUUGGUCAGUGGGAAAGCGUUCAAUAAUAAUUAGGCUUUAGUCGUUCAAUAAUCAUAUUCUCUCUCUUUUGAACCUGUACUUACUUUAUUAUUAUGGUACAAUUAUUACUGAAAUGCUGUUUUGUGUUUAAGAUGUUUUACUGUAUAUAGAAUUUUCUUAAGUGUUUUCAAUGUAUUUCCAUAAAAAUACACAUGAUUUGCCUUACAUACAAAUUUGACUUAAAGACAGUUUCAGGAAUAAAACUCAUUCUUAACCUGGGAACUAGGUGUAUUUAGUCAUCCUGAAGACAGAAAUUUAAAAUGUUUAACAUUAUAUUCAGAAUUGUAUAGCAAUGGCCAUGAAAUGUCAGAGCAGGAUAUUGAUGGUUCUCCCCACACCCCCAGUUAACAUUCUGUGUCCACGUGUAUUAUAAAAGUGAGUUUUAAUGGUGCAUUUAAAGAUUGAUGAAAUCACAAAAGAUAUAACAUGAAAAUGGAUAAAGAUCUGGUCUGGAUAGAUUUCCAAAUGAGAGAUAUGAAAAAAAAAAUCCUAGCUUUCCAGUUCCUGAGCAUUGCAUUUGCAUAAAUCUAUUUUUGAAUUAGAUUCACUGUCAUUAGCACAUUGCAGAAAUGUUUAAGCCAGAUAUAGACCAUACUCCCUAUGCUAAACACUGACCUAUUUCAUUGAUUGAUACUAAUAUUAAAAUACUAAGUGCUGAGGUGUUAUUACAAUGUUAGUCCAACCAGACCAGGUAGGAUUUAUAAAAAAUAGGCAGCAAAAUGAUAAUCUUAGGGUGACUGUUAACUUGAUUGCAUUAAAAAGUAUAGAAUAGAUACAGCUGUCAUUAUCUCUGGAUGCAGAGAAGGCCUUUGAUAAAAUUUAUUUGAAAUUUAUCUUUGCCACCAUGAGAAAUUUGUUUCUAAAUGGCUUAAAAUUUUAUAUGAAACUCCAAGAGCCAGAAUUAGGACCAAUGGAAUCUUAUCUGAGAUUUUUUCUUUUCACUUGCGAGAAGUACCAGACAGGGAUGUUCUCUUCUUCACUGAUACUUAAUUUAUGUUUUGAACUCCUGACAAAACCUUAAUAUUCAUAGAUUUGUGUAUAAUGUAUUAGAAUAUAAAUGUAUUCUCCAUAUUAAUGAGCUUCUUUUGUUUAUUUUGUAAUGCCAGUAAUCUCUUCCAGCUUUGGUACAGAUGAUUAAUGAUUUCAGAUAUUUAUCUUAUUAUCCUAUUGACCAGUUGAGGUCAAAGCUCAUGUCUGUAGAAGAUAUUGCUCUCCAUAAAGUGUUAACUAAUUGGCAAACUCA